AUGGAAGUAACUUUGUGGUUGAUAUUCUUUGAAUUUAAUCAGAUAGAUAUACCAAUUAAGUACCUUGGCUUUUUCUUAGAAGAUGAUGAUGAGCUUGAACAAAUCAGGAAGGAAUAUGAUGCAGGACGGAUGCUAACUGGUGAGGUGAAGAAGCGCCUUAUUGAAGUUUUGACAGUGUUGGUGGAAAGACACUGUAGGGCCCGAGCUGCAAUUCCACUUGGGUUUGUAUUAGCAAUCCCACCUUUCAACUAUCCUAUUAACUUGGCAGUCUCAAAAAUUGCUCCUGCCCUGAUUGCUGGAAACUCUCUGGUUCUCAAGCCUCCAACUCAGGUUUCCCCAAAGGUCUUAUCAGUUGUGUUAUUGGAAAAGGUUCUGAAAUUGGUUACUUUCUCACAAUUUUAUCCUGCCUCGCAAGCAUGUUUGGUGUGUAGCUUCACUGAUGGAGACACUGGAAUAGCAAUAUCAAAGAAAGUGGGCAUGGUCCCUCUUCAGAUGGAACUGGGGGGAAAAGAUGCAUGCAUUGUGCUUGAAGAUGCUGAUUUGGAUUUAGUUUCAGCAAACAUCAUAAAAGGAGGCUUCUCUUACAGUGGCCAAAGAUGCACAGCUGUCAAUGUUGUCUUGGUGAUGGAGCCUGUAGCUAAUGCUCUUGUCAACAAAGUCAAAGUAAGAGUAGCAAAACUGACUGUUGGAGCACCAGAGGAUGACUGUGAUAUUACACCAGUUGUCUCAGAAUCAUCUGCGAACUUCAUUGAAGGGCUGGUAAUGGAUGCCAAGCAGAAAGGAGCAACAUUUUGCCAAGAGUACAGGAGAGAAGGAAAUCCCAUCUGGUUCCUCUUGUUAGAUAAUGUCCGACCUGAUAUGAGGAUUGCAUGGGAGGAACCAUUUGGUCCUGUUUUGCCAGUCAUAUGGGUAAACUCUGUCAAGGAAGGAAUUCACCAUUGCAAUGCUAGCAAUUUUGGAUUGCAGGGUUGUGUCUUCACAAGAGAUAUCAAUACGGCAGUUUUGAUUAGUGAUUCAAUGGAGACGGGAACAGUUCAAAUCAAUUCAUCCCCAGCUCGUGGGCCAGUUCAUUUUCCUUUCCAGGGUGUAAGAGAUAGUGGAAUUGGGUCACAAGGAGUCACAAACAGUAUUAACUUCAUGACCAAGGUCAAAAGCACAGUCAUCAACCUUCCAUCCCCUUCAUACACCAUGGGUUAAUAGGUUUUAUUAGAGACCACCACUUCUAUUGUAGUUAAGUCCUUGAUGGGCAUCCUUUUCAUUGUUUUUCCUUUCUCCUUUCUCUUAUAUUGUUAUUCAGAGGAUUAAUGGAGAUCCGCGUGGCUGUCUGGUUAGAAUCAUGGGGGGUAUCUAGUAGUUCUGAUAAUCUAUGUACGAGAAAUGAUUUUUCCAACUUUCUCAUCUCAGGCCAAACCUCCAGUUUUGGAAGUUUUGGGCAGUCUAUGAUGUGUCUGUUCUACUGCAUAAGGAGAAUAUAAUAUGGAAUGAUGAAUAUAAGCUAUUUUAAUUGAUCUAUGGUUUAUAUCA
Messenger RNA from Nelumbo nucifera (sacred lotus), 1524 nucleotides. NCBI's taxonomy places the organism in Eukaryota, Viridiplantae, Streptophyta, Magnoliopsida, Proteales, Nelumbonaceae. The record is from RefSeq and is a predicted model, not a curated record.